Messenger RNA from Oryctolagus cuniculus (rabbit), 2038 nucleotides. The record is from RefSeq and is a predicted model, not a curated record. Lineage: Eukaryota; Metazoa; Chordata; Mammalia; Lagomorpha; Leporidae.
AAACCCUGGGCGACCCGGCUGCGUCGAGGCCUGCCCCGCACGCAGGGGUGGUCACCUGGCCCGGGCAGGCAGGAAUGUCUCGGGCAGGGAGCCGGCUCGCCGGAGUCGGUUCCAGCGUGUUCGAGUGCCAGCUGCAAGCCCUCGGGGCCACGAGCGGCAAGUCCCGGCUUGCAGAGAGGGGAGCCGGUCCCGGGCGAGCGCGAGUCGCGGCGAGCCCGUGUGCGCGCCCAGGCGCGCGCCCCGCGACGGCGCAGGGGGAGGGGAGGCCGCGGCAGCCACUCAGAGGAACGGUAGUGAGGCCUGCGAACAACUUUAACUGUCAAUCAGACUUAAUGGGGUAUUAAAAAAAUGGGGGGGGGGGUGAAGGGGCCGCCCUCUCGCUCCGCGCCGCGGCUGCCUGGGGAGCGAAUGGCUAAGGAGGCGUAGAGCAGGGCGCCCGAUCCCCGCGCGCUCCGCACCCCGGCCCUCUCCAAGUUGGAAAGGACAAAAAGAAGGCAGUCAAUGCUCCCGGGGAGAGCGAGGCAGCCGGAUCGGGCGGCAACUCCCAGCCUGCGCUGGGGAAGAGCGAGGGAGGCAGCCGCGGGGAGCGAGCGCGCGCGAGGGCGAGCCCUGAGCCAGGAGAAACUGACACCGGGACCCCUGGCUCCUGCUGCGCGCGGCUGGCACUCGGGCUGCGUUUGAGCGGUUUCCUGAGCCGCAGAAUAGCCCCGGGCCGGGAGACGCGCGCGGGCUGGAGCCCGGCGCCGCUCGCACGCCCCCUCCCACCCCUGCACUUUUGUUUUUCCUGGGGAAGGGGCAGACGCGCCGCAAGUGGGGAAACAGCUUUUUUUUUUUUUUUUUUUUUUUUUUUUAAUCUUGCACUUUGAAACCGCCGGGCUGGAGCCGGGUGCGCGCGUGUGGUUGGUGCCUUUUUUUUUUUCCCCUGCCCCUGCCUAAAGUCUGGCAGCUGUGAACACCACCUGAGAGCGCCCCGCCGAGGCGGCUGCCGGGCCAGAAACUUCUGGUUCGAACUUUGUACCCCCCGCCCCCGCCGGCUCCCCUCCGCCCCGCUCGCCGCCCCAGCCUCGAGACGCUGCUUCUGCUCCCGAGGACUUGUUCUGCUUUUUCGCUGUUUUUUUUUUUUUUUUUUAAUUUUAUUUUUAUUUUCUCGCGCGCGCGCCCGGUGCUUCGCAUUUGGCUGGGAAGAGGUGAUCGCCAGAGCGCCCAGGUGGGACGCCUCGCUCGUCUUUACUCGGUUUAUUGAUUGCUGUUGGCGCACUUUUUUUUUUUUUUUUUUUUUUAAUUCCUGUUCUGCUUGGGCCGGGGAGUUUCGCUCCCCGCCCGGCGCCGUGGCGCGCAGGAUGGUGUGGAGAUGGCUGGGCGCGCUGGUCGUGUUCCCUCUGCAGAUGGUCUACCUGGUGGCGAAGGCGGCCGUGGGGCUGCUGCUGCCCGCCAGGCUGCGGGACUUGUCUCGGGAGAGCGUGCUCAUCACCGGCGGUGGCAGAGGCAUCGGGCGCCAGCUCGCUCGCGAGUUCGCGGAGCGCGGCGCCAAGAAGAUUGUCCUCUGGGGCCGGACUGAGAAGUGCCUGAAGGAGACGACGGAGGAGAUCCGUCAGAUGGGCACCGAGUGCCACUACUUCAUCUGCGACGUGGGCAACCGGGAGGAGGUGUACCAGACGGCCAAGGCUGUCCGGGAAAAGGUAGGCGACAUCACCAUCCUGGUGAACAACGCCGCCGUAGUCCACGGGAAGAGCUUGAUGGACAGCGACGACGACGCCUUGCUGAAGUCCCAGCACAUCAAUACCCUGGGCCAGUUCUGGACCACCAAGGCCUUCUUGCCACGCAUGCUGGAGCUGCAGAACGGCCACAUCGUGUGCCUCAACUCCGUGCUGGCGCUCUCUGCCAUCCCUGGCGCCAUUGACUACUGCACGUCCAAAGCAUCCGCCUUCGCCUUCAUGGAGAGCCUGACCCUGGGGCUGCUGGACUGUCCGGGUGUCAGCGCCACCACCGUGCUGCCCUUCCACACCAGCACCGAGAUGUUCCAGGGCAUGCGAGUCAG